Molecule: messenger RNA, 2874 nt
Organism: Amoebophrya sp. A120
Lineage: Eukaryota; Dinophyceae; Syndiniales; Amoebophryaceae
Source: the annotation of a GenBank genome assembly
CUGAAUUCAACGUGUAGCAAAGCCUAAAUAGAAAAGGACCUUGUACUUCUUUUGUCUUUAUCGUUGGGCGAUAGUUCGUAUUAACAUCCUAAACCUUCUCUCGUUGUCACGACGUGGCUUGUUCUUCAGCCUACGAAUUCAUGUUAACAAGUAUCCGAUCUGUAUAUGCGAAAGUAGAAAACAAGUAAAAGUGUUUUUUCAUUGGGCGAGAACUAAGUACUACCACGAUAAAAAUCGUUCCUGAAGCUCGCAAAAAUAAAGACAAAAACCAUGAAAUCUGAUUCGUCUUCCGCCUCCAGGAGGCGCUGAGCAGCGGCUGGACUGUCGCAUCAGCAGCUGGUAGAAUUGGAAAGAAUACAGCAACCGGUGGAAGACUUCUUCUACGGAUGCUAAACCUGCCGCCGCACAAAUAGUAAAACGGCAAGAAAGACGAGGACCGCACAGCGGAGGUAGAAGUCGACGACAGGUACUGGAACGAGUUGACCACAGAUUUCAGCAAAAAAAUGACGGAGGGCGGCUACCUGAUUUACACGGAGGACAGCCUGGGCACGCUGUUUCUGAAGUGGAGCAAGGAGCCAGUCGAAAACGCAUUAGCCUUUUUCGAGGCCGGCAAACCAAUACCGGCGUUCAAAUUCACCACGAACCAGUAUGGAAUGGGAGAUUUUUACUUGCGUGUAAGUUGGUUCUGAGGCGGAUAGAAGGAUUGUCAACGUUGUUUUGCAUCAAAACUUUUUUGCAUUUUCGUUUUGUUUCGAAGGAAAUUCACGAACAAGAGUAAUAAUUAUGUGCAUCAGACAUUUACAUUUUUUUUGUCCUGCAAAACUGGAACCGAUAUAAUGAAUCACACAAAAUCUUCCGACAUCGAUAACCAAGGCCGGUUUCAGCUGAUGAAGGGCUGUCAGGACAAGCAGAAAUUUUUCGAGGGCUGGGGCGCGUUUCUAAAGGAAGCGCUUUGCCGGUAGAAGGUCGCGUUUGUAAUGUAUCUUCAAAUUUAUAAUAUGGUGACUGACAACUAAUCGCAGUUGUCAUGCGUGGUCGACGUGAUGAACUGAUGUCACAGCAAAACGCCAAAAAACACAAUAAUUAUCAGGUUCAACGCGACCAGCCUUGCGGUUUACGCAAAACAAAACGCGCGCGAAGACGUGCAGGUGGUCUUUCUCGAGCGCGGAACCUCCGCGGUGCAGCGAAUAGAGCCCAACGGAAAGUGGAGCGGUGACAUCACGAGUUUGUUCGCUUUCGCCGUGGUGCCGGUGGAUAACGAGACCUACAACUGCGGCACUCUGGACCAGAAUCUAUUCGUGUCAAAAGGUAUAAAGAUGUUCUAGUUCGAAUUUUGUAUUGCUCCUGGACUUGAAUUAUGACAAAUAAAGGUAAAACGGGUUUAUUCGAAAUUUGUAAUGCUUCCUAGAAUACUAGUACACAUAUGUCAACGCCGGUAAUGCAAAAUCACCUAUCUAACCAGCGAAAAUCGAGGGCUGCGGGUACUCGCUGAACUGAGAGCAAAGCCGCGUUUUGUCUGUUUGUGAUGCAUAGCGUCACCAUCACAGCGCAGGCUUCCGGUGCAUGCUAUGCAUGACAAAUACGAGCUGUUCCUGUAGUUGCUCUUCGUCGUUGCCUCGCGCUUGCUCCAGCCCAGUUCGUGGUCUCGCAUUUUGUUCCUUCGGCUAGUUAGGAGGUAAAGCAUUACAAAUUUCGCGAACACCACUCGUCAUUCGGAUUCUUCUUGUUUGAUGCGUGAUUUUUUUCAGCCUGAGAGCCCGUUUUGACACUUCUUUGUCAUGCAGAAAUCCGAGACGGAAUCGAGAAACCAAAAUAUAAAACGACUUUAUCAAUCAGGUCAGAAGGCGGGCGCCGCCUUUCCCAUAGAAGGGGGUGGCGGAGCCAGCGGCCGAGCCACGGUUGCGGUGCCAAGCCUUAUGCUGGGAGAAAAGUUGAAGCAAGGCAAAGGCAAAGUUCGCAAAAAUGGACUUGUCAUGAUGGUUACGAACAGUCAUCGUGCCUUUAGAUGUAGGCGGAAAACUACAUACUCAUCUCUCAUGUUUUGUAUGUAAUCACAUUAGCAUGGCAUUGGCAAGUCGCAAUUUACGAAGCCUUUGACUUGGUUGCUCAACUUUCUCACGGGAUACAACUGAUGAACGAAUCCCCUACAAAUCGCGGCCACCCAGCAAGGCACACAGUAGCAUAGGGAAAGAAGAGGAGGCUUUUGGCUUUUUUGUUGAAAGUUGUGCAAUAUGCAGUUCCACUAGACAGUUCACUUGUACAGUACCCCUACCCGCAAAAUUCUAUAAAGUGUACCUUUGCCUCAACACUCCUAAAACUGUAAAACAAAUUCAAAAUCUCCACCACUAUCUCCUGCCAACUUCAUCCCAACUUCCUAGAGAAUAAAUGGAAAAAACACGUCACUUGAAAGAUCUAUCCCGCUGCUCUCCUUCCGAUGAUAAAUAACGACCCGCGCGGGGGACUACCUCGGGCACUAGGCGAAGAUGCGCUUGUAUGAUAUAUAAUGCCGCCCCUGAUACUUACUACAUACCUUGUCUUGAUGUGUUUUUUUGGAACGAGAAACAAACGCAGCAUGACGACGCAGGUGGGGAUGGGCUAAUAUGCGAGAAGAGCCCGGAGCUACUUUGCUGUUGUUUCCUGCAUAGUAUAUCGGUCGGCCUCCCCUCUACUGCUACUUUCUCCUAUUAAAAUUUCGGUACAAUAUUUUCCGCAACUUCUUCUAUCUGCAGAAAAUGUCAUGUUGCAGCCCACCACAACGAACUCGAUGUUUCCGAUACCUUUCUGUUGUUACAACAGGAGUACAUAGUCGAACCGUUGAACAAUCGAAGAUGCGCCCGCGCACAACUAGGUAAAUGCCGCUACAAGGAUGAAAAA